CAGUCGCUCACCGGCCGUCGUUCGGCGUCAACCGUUUUCCCCCCUCCACUCUGACGGACGAACUUUUCGUCUCGUGUGUUUUCGUGUGCGUCUUGAAUUUAAAAAGAAAAAGUUGAACCGUUUGCCCAAUUAUUUUGGGGAGUUUUCCAAUCGUUAAUCGCUAAUCAAUGUGAAGUGGUGCGGACUGGACGAAACUUUUUUUAUCAAAAAAUAUUUGUGAAAAGAAAAAAAAAGUUGUGAAAAUUUCCGUUCGAUUGACUUUUGGAACAAUUCAAUUUUUUGGGGGACCAACCCAAAUGACGACGUCCCGUGAUCCAUCGGCUCUGUUCGGGGCGAGAAAAGCUCAGCCAAACUCCGUUGGUGGUCGUUGUGGUGGUACUAGUGCCGGCCCAUUGGAUCUAAUUCAUAAUCAUUAUUAGUUCUCUCUGACUUCUGUGGGGGCUGUUGGAAUUGAAAUUCAAAAAAAGAAAAAAAAAGAAAGAAAAAUCUUUUCUUUUUUGAUUCCUCGCGUCUCAUUAUUGUUAUUGGUUUUGACGGGAGUGCCGAUUGUUGUUUUGUGCUCGUGUUGCGAUCGUCACCGCGGGGCAUCUCUCCCAACAUUAUUAUUUGAUUUUUUUUUCCUUUGCGCCGAUUUCUCACGCGUGAGUGAACAUUUCAAAAGCCAAUCGAAGGGCGGAAAAAAGAGAGAAAAACGGAACAAAACGGAACUGCUGGCAGAAAAGCCAAUCGACAGGAAGUCAUUGGUCGAUGCCAACAACAACAACCCACAACAUUUGUGGAAAAAAUCAGAGGCGCCUCAUUAAAAAUAAUCGAAAAGAAGAACUUUUGUGAGCGCGUUGGAAAUCGGUUGGAAUCGUGCCGGUUUUUUUUUUCUUUCUUAUUUUUCAUUUCGUCCGUCCCCGAGUUCGCCCCGAUUUUUCGAUAAUGAAGAACCACAGCGGCGGCCUGCUGGGCGAGAAAUUGCCCUUCUACCAAAAAGUGCUCAACAUGACGCUGGGCAUCAGCCAGAGCUCGGCGUCGACCCGCAAGGCCGAGGAGCCGCUGGCUCCUUCGCCGUUCAGACGCGGGUACACGCGAGCGGCGGCGGCGGCCUCGGCGGUCGGCCGUCCGGGCAUUCCGGUCACGCCGAUUCACGUCGUGACGACAACGCCCGGUCACCCGGCUCACAUGGGAACGGGAGGUGGAACGACGACGACGCCCGUCACUCCCAGCACGCCGACCAAACACGGGUCGACGUCGACGGCGGCCAGCAUUUUCCGAUCCUUCCGCCGGCGAUCCCUGCGCCGAUCCUUUCGGCGAACCAAGUCAUUUCUGGUCAAAACUCCUACGCCCGCCACCCCUACACCCACUCCGACCAUCACCAGUAUCGCCACAGAUUCGUUCGUGAAUAGUCAAGAAUGGACGCUGUCCAGAGCGGUGCCCGAUUUGCGUUUGGGCAUCGUCGGGUCUUUGGCGUCCGGCAAAUCGGCCCUGGUCCAUCGCUACCUCACCGGCUCCUACAUGCAGGAGGAAUCGCCCGAAGGCGGCCGAUUCAAAAAAGAGAUUUCCAUCGACGGACAGUCUUACCUUCUCCUCAUCCGCGAUGAAGGCGGAUCGCCCGAACUUCAAUUCACCGCCUGGGUGGAUGCGGUCAUCUUCGUCUUCAGCCUGGAGAGCGAAGCCAGUUUCAACGCCAUCUACAGCUACCACGCCAAAAUGGCCCAAUUCCGCAACGCCUCGGAGAUCCCGUUCAUCCUGGUCGGCACUCAAGAUGGAAUUAACGAGACGAAUCCACGGGUGGUGGAUGAAGCCAGAGCCCGCAAGCUGGCUUCCGACCUCAGACGCUGUUCCUACUACGAAACCUGCGCCACCUACGGGCUCAACAUCGAGCGGGUCUUUCAAGAUGCUUGCCAGAAAAUUGUCCAGCAGAGGCUGACUCCACUAGCGCCGCCAUCUGCCGGCGUCGUGAGCGGAGCGGCGGCUCAGCGCCCGACGACGCCCAAUCACUACUCGCUGGGCCGGCACUACGGUCAGCAGCAGCAGCAGCAGCAGCAACAGCUGCAGCAGCACUUGACGGGCAGUACGACGUCCAUCACGACCGGUGGCGGAUCGUCGGGUCCUGCUGCAUCGCACGGCGGUUACCCGGGCGCCGUCAGCGGGUUCAGCUCGUCUUCGUUGGGUUCCGUCGUGGCCGGAUCGACGCUCGGACCCGCCGGAGCGGGUUCCAUCGGCACGGGUCACAGCAGCCUGGCCGGCUACAGCAGCAACAACGUCGGCGGAUCGGCACUCAGCGGCAGCGCCCUCAAUCUCCAUUCGUCGGCGUCCACCGCCGCCAGUCUCAGUACAAACGGCGCCCUAGCCGCUCGAGCUGCGAUGCCUCCGCCUCCUCCGCACGGCACCUACGUCAAUCACUACGCCAACCCCAAGACUGGAGCGGCCGCCGCCGUCGCCGCCGGCAGCAGCGCCACUCCGCGGCGGACCAACAGCAAUCACAACGUGACGGGCAACAACAGCAGUACAACCAGCAGCGGCAACAGUAGCACCAGCAACAACAGCAACAACGCUGCCGUUGCCGCCGUCACGGCCAAUAACACGGUCGUUUCCACCGGUUCGACCUCCUCCUCUUCUGUCGCACCUCCCGCAGAGAAGCAUCUCAACGCCAUGGGUCCGACGUCGCAGAGUUCACAGUCCGGCAACGCCCUGGGAUCGGCCGAGAGUUUGGCGCUGCUGCGCAGCACGCCGCCCUCCACGAUCGACACGCUCUCCGUUCCGGGCAAGGAUAAGGACGGCAAGGAUUUGCCAACGCCCAGCUCGACGCCGACAACGUCGAGAAAGUCGCGCCGGAGGUCCAACUUGUUCACUCCGUCGUCGUCCAAGAAGGAGGACAAGGAGAAGAGCGACAAGGACAAAGCCAAGAACAGCAACGGCGGAGGCGAGCUGGGCAGCGGGCGGGCCAUACCCAUCAAGCAGGGCUACCUGUACAAGCGGUCGCACAACGCCCUCAACAAGGACUGGAAGAAGAAGUACGUCACCCUGGGCGACGACGGCAAGCUCACCUAUCACUCGAGUUUACACGAUUACAUGGACGACUCGCAUGGCAAGGAGAUCUCGUUGCAGUACGUGACUGUCAAAGUGCCCGGCCAGAAACCGCGCGGAUCGCGUGGCACUCAACUGCAACAGCAGCAACCCAUGGCCGCUGUGACAUCGACACCUGGCGUCGUGCCGGGCGCCAACGGAGUUAUGAAUGAGCCCAUUACCGGAUUUCCUGGAGGCAAGGACAAGCGGACGGAAAAGACGACGGUGAUGCUGACGGCCUACGAAGUGCUCAAAGAGCCGGUGACUCGCAUCUUGAUGGGCGGCGGAAAUGGCGGCGGUGGUGGUGGUGACGAUCCUUCGUCACAGAACGCCAUCAACGGCGGCAUCGCCGACAACAGUGCAAAAACGGAAACGCCCAGCGUCAAGAAGCGGCACAGGCGGAUGAAGAGUUCCAGCAACAAAGCCAACGAUCUCGAUGAUUGCGACGGCUACGAAUUCCAAAUCGUUUCUUUGGACAAUAAAAUCUGGCACUUUGAGGCGGCCAGCGUCGAAGAGCGCGAAGAGUGGGUGACGUCCAUCGAGCACCAAAUUCUCAGCUCGCUGCAGGGCAACGAGAGCAGCAAGUCGAAAUCGCGGAUGAACAGUCUGGUGGACGCCGCAUCCAUCCAGUCGCUCAGGUCGACCGUCAUCGGCAACGCCAACUGCGCCGAUUGCGACGCUCCCAAUCCGGACUGGGCCAGUUUGAAUCUUGGAGUUUUGGUGUGUAUCGAAUGCUCAGGCAUCCACCGCAACUUGGGAUCGCACAUUUCCCGAGUUCGAUCCUUGGACCUUGACGAAUGGCCACCUGGACAUAUCGCCGUCAUGCUCGGUUUGGGCAACACGCUGAGCAACAGCAUCUGGGAGGCCAGGAUGAGGGGCGUGAAACCGGGUCCGCAAUCGAGCCGGGACGACAAGGAGCGCUGGAUCCGUGCAAAGUACGAGCACAAAGAAUUCCUGGCCUUGCCGUCGUCUUCGGGCUCGCUCGGCCAGCAGCUGAUUGAUGCCGUCUGCCGCUCCGAUCUGAAAACCGUGGCCUUGCUGUUGGGCCGAGCCGGACCAGAGGACGUGAACUGCAGCGUGGCCGUCCGCGAUCUGCGAACGCCACUCCACUUGGCGGCCACUUUGGGCAAUUUGGCUCUAGUCCAGCUCUUACUCUGGCAUAACGCCAACGUCAAAGCCCUGGACCAGGAAGGACGGACGUGUCUAACCUUUGCACGAGUCAGUAAUUCGCCCGAAGUGAUUGAGCUGCUCAUUGCCAAUGGAUGCCCGGAAGGACCGUCUUCAAUUUCCAGUUUCAGCACUCUCAACCGUCGCAAGACCAUCAACCUCACCAGCACCACUAAUUUGAUGGGCAAAGCCGAGCAAGGCCUUUAAAUUUAACCGGAUGACAUUUGAAAAGACUAAGAAAAAGAAGAAAAAAGGCCCGUUCAAAAACCAAUUGCCAGUCACAGCACGUUGUUCAAUUUCGUCAACACUCACACAGACACUACUACUAAACUGCAUUUGUUUCUAUACAUAUAUAUAGAGCAACAAUCACACUUGUUUCCCCUUAGAAAAUUAAAGAAAACGGAAAAUAUCCACUUUGCAAAACAAUUGUACCAGUUGAAUCUUUACGUUCUAGGAAAGAUAACUCCCUUCCGUCAGGCGGUAAUACGCCCGGAUUUGUCUUUUUCUGCGAACAGUUUUUCUUUUUCCUUUUCUUAUUCUUGAUUUUUACAGUGCUCUCUAUUUCCCCCUUGAUUCACGUCGAAACCUUUUCAAAUCACCAGCUCGUCCAUUUUUAGCCACCACUCACUUAUCCUAUCCUACCCCGCUCUCCGUCUCAGACGUGUUAUUUCAAAUUGAGGAAGAGAAAAGAAAUUGACAAAAUUUUUAUGACAUUCCGUCUCUUAUCGGGUUUUAUUCACGUUAAAUUAUAUGCCCCAUAGGAUGAAAGUGAAACCUCCUUGCCUCGCUAUCCUUUCUGUGACCGUGUUUUUCUCUUUCCUUUUCCGUUUACGAACAACCGAAAUUGUUUGUUUGUUUCUAAUUCUUUUCUUUUUUUUAGUUUUGGCAUCGACUAAGUGUCUAGCGAGACCUUUUUCCGAUAACGUCUGAGUUGUGUGUCUACAACUCGACAUUGAAAAAUAAAAAAAUAAAAAACGAAUGGCACAAAAUUCGGUGAAAUCGCAAUCUAUUUAUCUGAUGAUUGGCUUGGUGCGCCCAAGAUAGAAAAGAUUACAAAAAUGUUUUGAUGUUUAAUUAUGUCUGUAAUUUUCUGUGUGCGUAUGUUUGUGAGUCUGGCCCUGUGUGCAUUUGAAAAAAGAAACUGAAGAGUUUGAAAUUCAAUAAAUAUGUCCCGUCAUUGUUACUUCAUGA
Messenger RNA from Daphnia pulicaria, 5412 nucleotides. It is a transcript of the gene CenG1A, whose product is annotated as centaurin-gamma-1A-like. Gene Ontology annotation, molecular function: protein binding; GTP binding; GTPase activity. Lineage: Eukaryota; Metazoa; Arthropoda; Branchiopoda; Diplostraca; Daphniidae. The record is from RefSeq and is a predicted model, not a curated record. Gene Ontology annotation, cellular component: nucleus. The coding region runs from base 925 to 4428 and encodes 1167 amino acids. The transcript is spliced from 13 exons.